CCAUUUCAGAGGAAGCUCUAGUGGAUCUGUCUGAUGUCCUCAGCACUGACCCUCACAUCCUGGCUACAGGACACACAGGUCAGUUCCAGGUGGAGCGCUCCCCCUCUCCAUUUGCUGGACUGGACAUCAGCUCCAUGGCCGACGACUCGUCUUUGACCUCUGAGCCAACAGGAAGCGGUGGACAAGGCCAGAGGGCAGUGCAGGAUGAACCUCUGGAUGCUAUCUUGAGUCCUGAGCUGGACAAAAUGGUGACUGAUGGCGCCAUCCUCAACAAACUCUACAAAAUCCCAGAGCUGGAGGGGAAGGACGUGGAGGAGGUGUUCACUGCUGUUCUCAGUCCAAACAGCAGCAACAACCAACACACACACAGUGCUGCUGGGAGCAAGACACCCACCCACCACCCAGCUGCUCCGUUCCCUCGUCUGCCGCUGAUGAAUGGCCUGAUGGGAGCUGCUCCUCACUUUCUAAACACUCCCAUGAUGACCAGCGGUGCUCAGGCUCCAGCAGGCUUUAGGAUGCCCCCCACUGGAGGACCUGUCCUCAAUGCAUCCACAGGCCCAGCCCCUGUGCUGACAUCAACCAAUCAGCAGUCAGCUGGAGAGGGCGCGCAGGAUGUGAUGUCGACAGCUCAGAGGGGCAUGUUGAAGUGGGAGAAAGAAGAAACGCUGGGAGAGCUUGCUACUGUCGCCCCUGUCCUCUACUGUAAUACUAACUUCCCCCAGCUGAGGGAGCAGCAUCCUG
Paralichthys olivaceus (Japanese flounder) is the source of this 741-nucleotide messenger RNA. The record is from RefSeq and is a predicted model, not a curated record. Lineage: Eukaryota; Metazoa; Chordata; Actinopteri; Pleuronectiformes; Paralichthyidae.